Oncorhynchus mykiss (rainbow trout) is the source of this 2780-nucleotide messenger RNA. RefSeq names its product lysine demethylase 1B (gene kdm1b). NCBI's taxonomy places the organism in Eukaryota, Metazoa, Chordata, Actinopteri, Salmoniformes, Salmonidae. Gene Ontology annotation, molecular function: protein binding; oxidoreductase activity; zinc ion binding. The record is from RefSeq and is a predicted model, not a curated record.
UACUUUCCCCGUUGUGACACACCGGAAGUAGGUUUUGGUGUCAGUUUAGCCACAGUUUCUAUCUUUGGCUUCGCCUUCAUUUCCUACUUAGAAUAACAACAACAACAAAGACAAAUUGAUAACAAAUAGUUCUUCAAAUCGUCUCAAACAAAGGAAUAGACUCUGAAUCGGAGAGAUAGAGCACAGCCAGCUAUGCUGACAGAUGCAGAUUAUACAGUGAAUGCUUCAGGUGCUCGGCGUGCCAAGAAGAGGACAGCAAUGGAGUCAUCAUCUGGGGAUGGUCAGUCGUCCCUUCGCUCCUCCGGUAGACAGGUCAACGUCAGAAUGAAGCGCUGCAAUAAUCCUCCACCUGGACAGACUAAAAGAAAAGCCACUGACACAGAGGAAGAAGAGGACCAAUCUGAGAAGAAGUACAGAAAGUGUGAAAAGGCUGGAUGCUCGGCCACAUACCCAGUGUGCUUUGCUAGUGCCUCUGAAAGGUGCGCCAAAAACGGCUACACUUCUCGGUGGUACCAUUUGUCCUGCGGGGAGCACUUUUGCAACGAGUGUUUUGAUCACUACUAUAGAAGUCACAAAGAUGGCUAUGAGACAUAUGCAUCCUGGAAGAGGGUUUGGACUGGCAAUGGGAAGAGUGAGCCCAGUCUGAAAGCUUUCAUGGCAGAUCAACAGCUUCCAUACUGGGUCCAAUGCACUAAGCCAGACUGUGGGAAAUGGCGUCAGCUAACCAAGGAGAUCCAGCUCACUGCCUCACUAGCAGCCACGUAUCGCUGUGGCAUGAAGUUCAACAAUGUCAAGACCGAAGGGCCAGACCAGUGCUCUCUGCCAGAAGAUUUGAGAGUGGCGGAGGUGAUCGACAGCUGGUGGCAUUCCAUGUUGAUCCUGCCCCCGUUAUUUAAGGACAGCCCGGCCAACCCUUUCCUCACAGCCUACUAUCCCGACUGUGUGGGCAUGAGCCCCUCAGGAUCCACCAGCAACCACUCUCAUGCUGAGUUGAGGGCAGAGCACUGCAGAGCCAUCCCACCACAGAUUCCAGGGCUGUGUCCAUACUUCCAGCCUUUUUACCAGCCCAACGAGUGUGGGAAGGCCUUGUGUGUGCGACCGGACAUGAUGGAGCUGGAUGAGCUCUAUGAGUUUCCAGAGUUUUCCCGUGACCCCACCAUGUACCUGGCCCUGCGUAACCUUAUCCUGGCCUCCUGGCACAGAGGCUGUAAGGAGGUGCUGACACCCCAGAACUGUGCUCCCCACAUCAUUGUGAGAGGGCUGGUACGUGUGCGUUGUGUACAGGAAAUGGACAGGGUGCUUCUCUUUAUGACCAGGAAGGGUCUGAUCAACACUGGGGUUCUAUCAGUCAAACAGCCCCUGCUUCCCGAGCGCUACCACAACAAGAACGUGAUUGUGAUUGGAGCCGGGGCAUCGGGGCUGGCUGCUGCGCGGCAACUGCAAAACUUUGGCAUGCAGGUGGUGAUGCUCGAGGCGAGUGAGCGGAUUGGAGGGCGGGUGUGGGACGAUACAUCGCUGGGCGGCGUCACUGUGGGUCGGGGGGCUCAGAUUGUGAACGGCUGUGUGAACAACCCAAUUGCACUAAUGAGUGAGCAGCUCAGCAUUAAUAUGCACAAGCUGGGGGAGAGGUGUGACCUGUUCCAGGAGGGAGGGAGUGCCACAGACCCGGCCAUCGAUAAGCGCAUGGACUUCCACUUUAACGCCAUCCUGGAUGUGGUGUCAGAAUGGAGGAAAGACAAGUCUCAGAACCAGGACACUCCUCUGGGAGAGAAAAUCCAGGAGGUCUACAAGACAUUCCUUCAGGAGUCUGGGGUCCAGUUCAGCCAGCUGGAGGAGAAAGUGCUUCAGUUCCACCUCAGCAACCUGGAAUAUGCCUGUGGAAGCACACUGGACCAGGUGUCGGCUCGAUCCUGGGACCACAAUGAGUUCUUUGCUCAGUUCUCAGGAGACCAUACACUGCUGACAGAGGGCUAUUCGUCUGUGCUUAACAAACUGGCUGAGGGCCUCGACAUCCGCAUCAAGAGCCCGGUUCAAGCUAUCGAUUACUCAGGGGAUAUAGUCAAAGUUACCUCAUCCAAUGGGACUCAGUGGACAGCACAGAAAGUUCUGGUGACAGUCCCAUUGACUUUACUCCAGAAGAAUAUCAUUCAAUUCAACCCUCCUCUUCCUGAGAGAAAGCUGAAAGCCAUCCACAGUCUUGGAGCAGGUCUCAUUGAAAAGGUUGCUCUGCAGUUCCCGUUUCGCUUCUGGGACGGAAAGAUCCAAGGAGCAGAUUACUUUGGCCACAUUCCACCCAGUCCUGACAAGAGAGGGAUGUUUGGUGUGUUCUAUGACAUGGAUCCACAGGGAAAACGCAGUGUCCUGAUGUCCGUCAUCAGUGGUGAAGCUGUGCCUUCUAUCAGGGACAUGGAGGACAAAGAUGUCGCUGAUCAGUGCGUGAAGGUGCUGCGUGAACUCUUCAAAGAGCAGGAGGUCCCCGAUCCGGUGAAUUACUUUGUGACUCGGUGGAGCAGAGACAUGUGGUCUCAGAUGUCAUACAGCUUCGUGAAGACAGGGGGCAGCGGGGAGGCCUAUGACAUCAUUGCUGAAGAUGUGCAAGGAAAGGUGUUCUUUGCUGGGGAGGCGACCAACAGGCACUUUCCUCAGACGGUAACAGGAGCCUAUUUGAGUGGCGUCCGAGAAGCAAGUAAAAUAGCUGCUUUGUAACUCCUUCCCUUUUGAGCAGUCACACGAUACCAGCAUAAAGACAUCGACGUUGUACAGCGCAAAGCAUUCGUUCC